Molecule: messenger RNA, 3913 nt
Organism: Triplophysa dalaica
Lineage: Eukaryota; Metazoa; Chordata; Actinopteri; Cypriniformes; Nemacheilidae
Product: zinc finger MYM-type protein 4-like
Exons: 5
Coding region: 463-2112 (549 amino acids)
Source: RefSeq, a predicted model, not a curated record
CAGGAAUUUGUAUAAGUUGUUUUUUGCUUAAAGAUAAUAAAAUAAGUAAAGUUAAAUAAAUAGAAUUUCAGUCAAAUUGUAUUUUUUCUUAACGUUUUACUGUUCCUGUAAGCAUAUAACAAUGAAACCAGAGUUUAAUGUGCCAAGUCAUCCGAACCAGAAACCGUGGGCGAAACCGAGGUUCGCGUUGAUCCCUAAUUUGGACUAUUUGGAAGAUAUACUAUCAAUAUUAUUAACGGUAUUUUUGUGAAUACACCAUGGACACCAGUAGGGGGCGCUGUGUGUCUAUAGUGCUCCAUUCUCCAGUAUCUCCCAAAGAAGAACAAAGAAACAAAAUAAACACUCGCGGUUGUGUGUACGGGAUAUUAAGUCUUCUAAAGACAGUAGGAAACGUUGAUUUUUUUGAAGACGUUGACCUCGGAAAACUGCUUUAAACGGAGAAAAAUAAUCUCAGAUAUUUUCAUGAAUAUGUUUGACCUGAAGUGUGACAGCUCGUCAGAUGAGGAAGAAGAAAUGGAUGGAGGAGAUCCUACUUUAGCAGCGCAAAUAUCCAGGUGUGCAAACAUCUCGUCGGCAGAUUUAGACGAGCUGGAGAACAGCCGAAACGAGUCGAGUACUGUCAAACAAACCGUGUGGGCGGUGAAGUGUCUUAAAACGUGGAUGCGCGAGAAACAGAUCAACAGCAUCGACUUAACAACCGUCGAAAAAUCUGAACUGACCCCAGUGCUGCGGGAAUUUUACGGAUCCAUUCGGACAAGUAAAGGAGAACUGUACGGCAUCAGCAGCUAUGUCGGGCUCCGGGCUGGAUUAAAUCGUUUUUUCAAUGACCCUCCUCUGUCUCGUGGCUGGAAUUUGAUGCAGGACCCUGAAUUCAGACCCGCCAACAAUGUUUUCAAAGGCAUCGUUAAACAGACCCGACGAUCGGGUCGGGAUGUUACAACACACUACCCUCCGAUCUCACCCGAAGACCUUGACAUAUUAAAACACUCUUCUGCACUAGACCCUGGUAACCCCAGAGGUUUAUUAAAUAAGGUCUGGUUUGACAUCCAGUUACAUUUUGGACUCAGGGGAAAAGAGGGCAAUCGACACCUGCGGCCAGACUGGUUAACACUUAAAAAUGACCAAAACGGUUUAAAAUAUUUCACUAUGGUAUUACAGGAGGUCUUUCGUGAAUCAAAUAACCCAAUUAAACGGGACAAGGACAAGAAGGGGGUCGCUAUGUAUGAAGAGCCUGGCAACCCACUCUGUCCCGUCGCCUCUUUGGAGAAAUAUUUGAGCAAAAUCCCACAGGAUGCAAAAGCGCUCUACCUGCAGCCCAAAAGAACGCAUGUGUUCAACGAUGAGUUCUGGUAUACAGCUCUUCCUUUGGGAAUCAAUAAUCUGUCUCAAAUGCUGCCCAAAAUAUGCAAAGAGGCCGGGACGCUGACCACAUACACUAACCACAGUCUGAGACUCACUGCGCUUCAAAAACUCACUGAAUCCAGACAGAUCAUGACUGUGUGUGUGCACAGUGGCCAUAUUGAGACGAACCCUCAGUUGCAGCAGGAAUCUGCUCCAUAUUCACCCAGCAGUGAGAUUGACUCCAGCUCUGUGACACAAGAGAGUCCUGUGAGCAGCCAUGGCUGGUUAAAACAAGAACCAGAAAAUGAAAUAAUCGAGUGGGAAAAUAUGAACUCGGAGGCUCCUGUUGAUGCUGAGCAGGACAACACAAGCAAUGCCAUCUCCACAGCAACGACCCCGAUGGAGGGUUUACCCCCCAGUGUGAUUCUGAGCAUCACCAAACUUCAGUGUCUUGUGGAGAGCAAACAGCAGAAGAUUGAAGCACUGGAGAAACAAGUGCAGGACCUACAGGAGGAUCGCAAGUUCCUCCGCACACAGAUCGAGAACCUCACCAGCGCUCGUGUGGUUCAAGUACCAGAAGCGAGCACUUCGGUGUUUUUACGGCCCAGGUCACAUAAGAAACGUCAGAAAAUCAUGUCUAAGCCAUGUGACAGUGAUGAGAGCUUUACCGAUGGGUCUGAGACCAUUGAUUCAUCUGAGGAGUUGAGCAACAUCAAGAAAAAAAGACACAACAAGAAGAAACGGAAGAGAGGUUAUGUGCAGUGUGAGUAAGUUCUUUCCGCCUCAAACAAGAAGAACCUGAGAGGAGUUUCUGCCCAAUUCCAGGCCACAAUUGUGCCCAGGACUAAAGUAGUAGGCUACGAAGAAUCUUAGUUGGGACAACGUUCCUCGUUGUUCCUCGUUGAUGGCUGAAUUGUAUGCACCACGAACAGCAUUAUGCAGAACACCAUCUUCAACUGCCCUCAUCACCGAAUUGCAUCUAACAGCCGAGAGAGAGAGAGUGUUCCUCUGGUGAAUCUGUGAGGAAGUGUUGGUCAGCUGUAUGUCUAGCUGUAUGCCCUCACAAAUGACACAGGUGAUGGCUUCUGCCUUUAACUGUGGGGAAAGUAAGGACAUUGUCCAUGUGUGGACAUGAGAAUGGACAGUGCUGUUGUGUGCAUGUCGGACCAUGGAAGUAUAGCAAGAAAUCAAGAGAUGUGAAACAUGUUUGUUGUUAUACUGUACUUAUUUGACCCUGGACCACAAAACCAAUCAUAAGGGUCAUUUUUUGUGAUAAAUAAGGUUUCUGUUGGUGUAUAGUUUGGGUAUGGUGUUUGGAUAGGGCAGUUUGGAUAGGGCAGUGUUUUACCGAGAUACAACUAUCUGAAAAUCUGGAAUCGGAGGGUGCAAAAAAUAUUGAGAAAAUUGCCUUUGACGUUGUCCUGCAGAGGCACUGUAGCAGACCUUGGCUAAGGUUUGCUGAACAGUUUUGUUUAACGGUUCUUCUCCAUUUCUUUUUUUUUCUUUUGCCACAAAAGCAUACAUGCUCAGUUAUGUUUGUUGUCACAAAAAUAUAUAUUUUAAUAUUUGUGGUAGGAAAUUUACAGAAUAUCUUCAUGGAACAUGAUGCUUAUUUAAUAUCAUAAUAGAUUUUGGUAUAAAAGAAGAAUAGAUCAUUUUGACCAAUAAAAUGUAGCUUUGGCCAUUGUUACAAAUAUCCCCGAGCUACCUGUGACUGGUUUUGUGGUCCAGGGUCACAUAUGAUCAUGUUUUUUGUUAUACUUUACUGACAUACACUGUAAAACUUUGCUUUAGUUUUGCAGCAGGUUUGCCAGUAACUUACUGUAGAUCUAAUUAGUACUUAAUACUACUUUCCUUUAAGUACUGUUUUCAAUUUGAGUCAUGCUUUACUUUAAUCUAAAUUAAAACACUUUGACUUUUGAGAUUCAAAAUGAGCAAUAAGAGACUGGUCUCAUUAUAAGCACAGCAACACUGCAAAAAAUGGCAUUCUUCCAAAGCAUUUGUGUCUAGUUUUAUAUACAUUUACAUAAUAUCUCAGGUCACUUUUCUUGUUAAGGCUUUCGUUUCAGUUCAGUUUAUUCAGUUUUAUGAAAGAAAGUAUAUGAACUAGGUAAGUUUAUGUUUAAUACAAAAUUGUAAAUUAAAACUACAGUAAGUUACUGGCAAACCUGCUGCAGAAUGACAGCAACAUUUUACUGUAGACUCCGCAUUGACUGAUGAAUCAUAUGUCAAAGAUGCCUUCAUAAUGUACAGGGCAAAACUGACCUAUAAACACAAACAAGUGAAGAGGUGGCUGUAGUUUUUCGGAUAGAAAGAACAACGUUUGUAUUUCUCAACCAAUUUUAAAGGUUUAUGUGUCAGAAAACAUAUUCAGAAAUUUUAAAUUUCACUUGUGUUUAGAGUGGUGUUGCCCUGUCAAAUAUGGUGGUGCUCUCAGCAUCUGCAAUGAAAAAGCCCUCAAUGUCGUUUCUAUGUAUGUCCAUGCUUACUCCGACAUGUUUUAGCAAAUGUUCAGUUAUCAGUUUCAGUUCAAUUUAAAUGCACAAAUAAACAAUUAUGUUUGUGAAAUUAA